Xenopus laevis (African clawed frog) is the source of this 1032-nucleotide messenger RNA. RefSeq names its product zinc finger protein 511-like (gene znf511.L). The record is from RefSeq and is a predicted model, not a curated record. Lineage: Eukaryota; Metazoa; Chordata; Amphibia; Anura; Pipidae. The coding region runs from base 142 to 912 and encodes 256 amino acids. The transcript has 6 exons.
ACGUGACACGCACAACGUGACACGCAAAAUUAGAUUAUCAGUUACGUUUAGUUUGUGAAUCUAACAGAAUGUUUCUGGAAGCUGUUCCUUUGGAUCAUUAGAACGGAAAUACUGAAUAAGGACAGUAGCGGCUUAGAAUAAAUGAUUUCGCAUAAAUUGGUUUCUUCGCUUUCUGAAAAAAUGCCGAUUGACGUGAGGGAACAAGUGGUGUUGCCCGUGAAGAAAUAUUUGAAAAUGGAGGCUGUUUCAUCGCAGGGUAUCCGAUUCAAGCGGCAACACGAGUUCUUUGAGGAUGGAGACGUGCACCGUCAUCGCUACAUUCAGGAUUUACUAACAAGCAUUGGAAAAGUGAAAGAAACCAGCAAGUUGUCUUUGUUCUGUUGCCAAACUGUUGGUUGCAGUCAUAUUUUUGACACCUUGGAGUUGUAUGAGCACCAUUAUAAUACCAUGCACAGGAAUGCGUGUACCUCUUGUAAACAUUUCUUCCCCACUACGCGACUUCUUGACAUUCACAUUUUUGAGUGUCAUGAUUCUAUAUUUCAAAUCAAGGCUGAAAAGGGCAACAUGUACCAGUGCUUGGUGGAAGGCUGUAUGGAAAAUUUCAAAACUGACAUGGAGCGGAAAACUCACUUGAUCAAAAUGCACUUUUACCCAUCUGAUCUUUGCUUUGACAGAACCAAAAAUGUAAAAAGUGAGAAUAAACAAAAACCGAUUCCAAGGAAGGAUGCAACCAUGGCUAUUGUGACUGGAGAAGAAUCUAUGGAUAUAUGUGCUGUGCAAUUUGAUGAGAAAUCCUCCAAUAGCGUUAUGCCUCAAAAGAUAACUUCAACUUGCUUACAUACAAAAUACAGGAUCCCUUCUACUAUUUGCUUUGGUCAUGGAACGGUGAGAGGAUUCAGCUUUGAAAAAUGAUAUGAUCUAUGAUAAUUUAUAUUUUCUUUAGGCAAUGCUAUGGUUUUACCUUCUCACAGAUAUUAAAAAUUUUUGACUGUAGCUAUGGCUGUGCACAAGUGUAAUAAAAUCCUUUUUAUA